Triticum turgidum subsp. durum (durum wheat) is the source of this 1665-nucleotide messenger RNA. NCBI's taxonomy places the organism in Eukaryota, Viridiplantae, Streptophyta, Magnoliopsida, Poales, Poaceae. The record is from the annotation of a GenBank genome assembly.
AUGGGAAAUGUAAAGAGCUGUGUCGUAAGUGAUCCAGUUCAUGGAUUCAUUACCACCAUCGCCAGAAAACAACACAUUGUGGAGACACGCCUGUCACAUCACUUGGCUCGCCACUUCUCCAUUUUCAACGAUCUCCAACUCCGCAGCUCUGAUAGAAUUGAUCAAUUCUUCAAGGGGCUAUCUGAAUCAUCUCAAGUAUCCCUGCUCAAGGUGCUAGAUCUAGAAGGUUGUCAGUGCUUUCUUGAGAAGAAACAGCGGUACCUCAAGGAAAUCUGCAGCAAGAUGUUACUGCUCAAGUAUCUGAGCCUAAGGAGAACAAAUAUUACCCAGCUACCGAGUGAAAUCAACAACCUCCGUGAGCUAGAGGUACUGGAUAUCCGAGAAACUAAUGUGCCUCCACAUGCAACAGCACAUAUCCUGCUAUUGAAGCUGAAGCGUCUGCUUGCUGGCCACAUUGAUCCAAGUAAUUUUGAAUCUAAUCCCCAGAUUCCUCAUAGGAUCGACAAAAUGGUAAACAUGGAGGCACUACACAAUGUCAAGGCCAAGCAGAGUCAUGAUUUAAAAGAUAUUGGAAGGCUAUGGCAGCUGAGGAAGCUAGGUGUGGUUAUCGAUGAUACUGAUAAUCACCUAAGGAAUUUGCUUAAGGCGAUCAGUGACCUACAUGAGUGUCUCUGUUCUCUGUCAAUCACUAUUCCUGUAGCCGGACCACAUGAGGCAGAGUUACCAGAAGUCAAUGUAUCUUACCUAAAAAAACAUCCCAAGAUUCUUGAGUCUCUAAGCAUCAAGGGAACCACACAGAAGGGCCGUCUUCUUCCAAUGUUCAUAAAAGGCGAUAACAACAAACUUGCCAAGAUAACUCUAUGUCACACUCUGCUGAGCCAAGAUGAUCUGGAAGUCCUUGCCAAGCUGCCCAAGUUACGGUGUGUCAGGCUCCAACAUAUUCUAUGCAUCGAGCACAAGCUGAACUUCAAGAAAGGUGAAUUCGGAUGCCUCAAGUACCUUCUUGUUGAGGACUCAGACUUGACUAAUAUCACUUUUGAGGAUGAGGCAGCCAGUGAGCUCGAGAAGAUGGUUUUGUCUAUCACCAGCAAAUGUUCUAUUUCAGGAGUUGACUGCCUUCUUAACUUGAAAGAGCUUGAGUUGAACAGCAGCUUCUGCGGUAGUUUGCUUGGCGAUGCCAAACAGAUAUCCAAGCUAACUCUUCGUGGUACAUUGCUAGAGCAAGAUGCUCUUCAAACACUGGCCAAGAAACCAAAUAUACGCUCUCUGGUGCUCCUGGAUAAGUCUUUUCGUCGAAGUCAAAACAAGAUUACAUUGAAAAAAGAUGAGUUCUUGUGGCUCAACCUUCUUGUUGUUGACUGCUCGGCCAUCACAAAGAUAGUCUUCACCAGAGGAUCUGCUCCUAGGCUCAAGAAGAUUGUCUGGUCAUCUUCCACAUCUCUCUCCGGCAUCAACAAACUUCCCAGAUUGAAGGAGCUCAAGUUCAACUUCAACGGUGUCGGUGACCAAGUCCCUGUUGAGGUGAGGGAGGCCAUUAAAAACCAUAAAAACAAGCCUAGUCUUAAACUUAAUGGGCCAGAAACUCAAGACAAAGCAAAAGGAGAUGAACAAGAGGAUGACGAUGGUGCUGCAAAAUCCUCUUUCUGCUGGAAGAAACAGGUCUGA